GAUCAAAGAAGAAGAAGAAGAGGAGUAAUUUGUGAGAAUUAAGGAAACACCCAGCAUCAUGCCUCACCCCCCAUUUUUGAAUUUCUUCAGUACAUGCAUUACUGGAAGAAAAACAGCAAUUUUGCAUAAAAUUGAUCAGAACGGGAUGGAAAUUAGAGGAGCAAGUAGUUGUUAUCAUCUUCCUGAUGAAUUGAUGAUCGAGAAUGUUCUGAUGAUAUUACCAGUCCGGACUCUAGCAGUUUGCUGUUGCGUCAGUAAGUGAUGCUUUUGUAAGGGUCCAUGCUUUCGUGGGUUCUUCUGGUUUGUUUGCCUGGUACGGCUUACUUUAUGCUUCUGCUGGACCAGUAAGGUACAGGUAUUGUCCAUUCAUGUCAUUUGUAAAGGAAAAAAUGCGGAUUUAAAAUCUUCAAUUUAAAUUCUUACAGUCUGACUAGCUAGUGUUACUGUAUUGUUUUGAGACGGAUGCUUGGAGUCAUAACAGCAAUAUCGAUCAGCGUUUAAUUUGUGUGGUCUAUAUUUGAUAGGGUUUCAGAUGAUCUUUCGUGUCCUAAAACGUAGACUUUUGUUUGGCUGUUCUUGUAAGUUAGAUUGCUACCACAUGGGCGGAUAAUCUCAUGGAUUUGAAGCAGAUGUCUCAUUAAAGAAGAUUUGAAAGUCUGGCAUAAUCCUACUGAGUGUUGGCACAUUAGCACAUUGGAUUGAAUUUUGCCAAACAGAAUUGUAGGUAGUGUGUAAGUUCAUCUGGUGUGCAGGGUCAUUAGCCUUAAACGGGUGUUAGUAAAAUGUGUCCCAUCACCAGUCACAGAAUAAAACUGCGCUUGAUGCCAGGCUUAGUUGUAAACUGAGUCUGACACCAGGCACAUUGUUAAACUGCACCUGAGUAAAAGUUUCACUGCCAAAUUUGUCAAAUUUCCUUGAUUGUGGACAUCAGGCACAUGGUGUUAAAGUAUCAAUCUACUGCAUGUUUCUGUCUUUGACUUUUGAAUGUCAGAAUAAUUUUAAAAAUAUUUUUAAGAAUCCUAUUAUUUUUAUGCUUGAUAAAGAAGCUUCCUUGCAAGAAUGGGAUUAGCUUAAACUUAGAUGAGCUGUAAUAAGAUAAGUCUUCCUCUAAAACUGGAGGAGACUUUCAGCCAGGCAAGCGAAGUCAUCUAUACAGAGUAGCUUAGCAAAAAAAUCUGCCAAGCUAUGGUUGACCAUCUUCCAAAAUAUGGAGAUGAGGUACCAUAGUGCUUUCUCAAUGUCAACUUACUAUGUUCAAAGUCAUCCAUUUGCCUCCUUACAAGUACAGACAGACCCAAGUACAACAGAAGUACAGAAAUAGACCCCUCUUUCUCUCAGACGAAAUUAAUGAGGAUAUGGCAAGCAGGAGCUGCAGGACUACUUCUUCUUCAACUCUUCAUAUCAAAUGCAUUUGCAACAGCUGCAUAUCUUCAAAACCCAGACUUUGAAACACCACCAACAAACAUACCAAAAAACUCAACUAGCCCAUUUAUACCGUUGAAUUCAACAAUCAAUACCCUAUCAGGAUGGUCAUAUCAAGGCACUGUUCAGUAUGUGAUUUCUUCAAGUCGGGAAGGGAAUGCAAUAUAUUUAGGCCAAAAUGGAAUGAUUAACCAAACAUUUAAUGCGAUCGAAGAACAUAAUCAAACUUAUGAUUAUUUACUUACGUUUAGUCUUAAACCAGCUCAACCAAAUUGUACUAAUCCUACUAGUGUUACCAUCUCUCUUCUGAAUAGAUCAGUUGUUGUCUCAUUUGACAAGAAAUUUGGGAAUUCAAGUAGUUGGCAGACUCAUGCCUGUUAUUUGGGUGUUCAUGGGGUUAAAGAGUUGAUUAAUCUCACUAUUGAAAAUCAUUCAACUGAUCAAAGUACUAACACCACUAAAUGUGGUGUGAUUUUGGAUUCCUUCAUUUUCAAGCUUAUUCCGAAUCCUAUAAGCUAUGACACUAACUUCUGGUUGGAUACGAAAACGGGCGAUCAGUCAGCAAAGUAAUAAAAGAACUGCCACAAAAUGGCGGGUUCGAAGUCGGGCCAGCAUUUUCCAACAACUCCUUCGGUGGCGUUUUAAUUGACGCAGAAUCAAAUUCAGCUCUAUCACCAUUAAACCGAUGGACAAUAUUAGGAACAGUGAAAUACAUAACUACAAACAAAAACUAUGAAGUUCCAGAAGGAGUUGGUGCAAUCGAACUCGUUUCAGGGAAAUCAAGUGGGGUAGAAACAACAGUUGCACUAAACAAAGGUUCCGAAUACAACAUGCAAGUUUCCAUUUCUGAAAAUAAUGAUGCAUGUGUAGGUAAAUUCGAAGUGGGUGUGCAAGCAGGAUCCACAGUUCAGAAUUUCACAAUAGAAAGAAAUGGAAGGGGAACGGGGAUCGGUUUUACAUGGAUGAUCAAAGCAGAUUCGAGUGUCACUCCUAUUAGUAUUCGAAGUUUUGCAACAACCAAAACUAAGGAUCAGGUUUUCUGUGGUCCUGUUAUUGAUAAAGUUACUCUAGAUCUUGUUAUUUCAUAUGGCUUGAAAUUGCAACUAAGCGUUCUGCUUGGUAUUGGGUUUCUUGUAACUCUUGCGUAGAUUUAGAUUAUUGUUGCAAAAGAGUGAUGUUUGAUUUCGUUUGUGUUUCUUUGAUAACAUUUUUUAUGAGAUUGUAUCUACCAAUUACAGUUUUUUUAUAUGUUACUAUUUGUAGUUUUGUUCUA
Papaver somniferum (opium poppy) is the source of this 2695-nucleotide messenger RNA. RefSeq lists its product as uncharacterized. The coding region runs from base 1348 to 1992 and encodes 214 amino acids. The transcript has 5 exons. NCBI's taxonomy places the organism in Eukaryota, Viridiplantae, Streptophyta, Magnoliopsida, Ranunculales, Papaveraceae. The record is from RefSeq and is a predicted model, not a curated record.